Mus pahari (shrew mouse) is the source of this 4540-nucleotide messenger RNA. RefSeq names its product bcl-2-like protein 2. Gene Ontology annotation, biological process: intrinsic apoptotic signaling pathway in response to DNA damage; negative regulation of intrinsic apoptotic signaling pathway; extrinsic apoptotic signaling pathway in absence of ligand. The transcript is spliced from 4 exons. NCBI's taxonomy places the organism in Eukaryota, Metazoa, Chordata, Mammalia, Rodentia, Muridae. Gene Ontology annotation, cellular component: mitochondrial outer membrane. Gene Ontology annotation, molecular function: protein heterodimerization activity; RNA binding; protein homodimerization activity. The coding region runs from base 225 to 806 and encodes 193 amino acids. The record is from RefSeq and is a predicted model, not a curated record.
GGCCUUUGGGCUGCUCUUGGGGGAACCGGGAAUAGAGAUGGUGUCGGCAGGAAGCCCGUGGUCCCGGGUUUCCCGAGAGGGCAGUCAUUAAACACCGAAUCGGCCCCACAGCUGGCAAAGCGUUGGAGGGCUCCACUCUAGCCGGGAGGAUGAAAGGCCUCAGCUGGGGGCUCCCCGCCACCAGCACUGGGUCCUAAGAGCUGCCAUCCAGGCUGGCCGCCCGGAUGGCGACCCCAGCCUCAACCCCAGACACACGGGCUCUAGUGGCUGACUUUGUAGGCUAUAAGCUGAGGCAGAAGGGUUAUGUCUGUGGAGCUGGCCCUGGGGAAGGCCCAGCCGCCGACCCGCUGCACCAAGCCAUGCGGGCUGCUGGAGACGAGUUUGAGACCCGUUUCCGCCGCACCUUCUCUGACCUGGCCGCUCAGCUACACGUGACCCCAGGCUCAGCUCAGCAACGCUUCACCCAGGUUUCCGACGAACUUUUCCAAGGGGGCCCCAACUGGGGCCGUCUUGUGGCAUUCUUUGUCUUUGGGGCUGCCCUGUGUGCUGAGAGUGUCAACAAAGAAAUGGAGCCUUUGGUGGGACAAGUGCAGGAUUGGAUGGUGGCCUACCUGGAGACUCGUCUGGCUGACUGGAUCCACAGCAGUGGGGGCUGGGCGGAGUUCACAGCUCUAUACGGGGACGGGGCCCUGGAGGAGGCACGGCGUCUGCGGGAGGGGAACUGGGCGUCAGUGAGGACAGUGCUGACGGGGGCCGUGGCACUGGGGGCCCUGGUAACUGUAGGGGCCUUUUUUGCUAGCAAGUGAGAAAGUCUAGGGCCAGGUGGGGCUAGGUGUGGCUAGGGGCCAGGAGAGCUGGAACGAUAGCGAAUGCCCUUGGAAGAAACUGGAUGGUCAUGAAACAGAGAAAGGCAGGGGAAGGUAGUGUGUGUGGGAGCCCAGCAUGCCAGGCAGGUGGCAGGGAGAAUGAGUUGGAAACAUUAAGGAAUGUUUCAAGGACAGGAACCCAGGGGGUGGAGUCAUCCCACGGCUUGGGGGGGUGGGGGGAGGUGGGAGGAAUCACACCCAUAUCGUGGGCACACAACUACCCGGAACAUGGCUUGUAGCUCCAAGGAUGGUGAGCUUACUUCAAAGAUCUAUGUCUCUACUAGACGAAUGGGAUUUAGGGAGCCUAGAAUUCACCUCCCUUUGGGAUGGAAGCUUGGUGAUCAGGUGACUGGGUGAAAUGGCUGUGGCUGUGGGCUGCAUGGGCACACCUGUGCAUGUGCACAUGCAAGCAUGCUCAUGUGCAUGCUGGGCUGUCUGUCGAAUCUGAUGGGGUACUUAGAGAAAACAUUCCUUCUUGCUAUGGCAAGAACAAGGGCCAGUUCACUGCCCUUCUCCUCUCUGCCCCUUCCCUUGACCUUACGCCUCCAGGCUGAGGGAGGAACACUGUAUCUAGGCUAGGGCGCUGGUACUGCUGAGAGUUGUUGGCAGGACUUUGGAGAGAAGAGUUCUGCAGCUGGCCUUGUUCUUCAUCGUCCCCCUGUUGUGUGCAUCUGUGCACCCAGGCUGACACAGGGUAAGGCUGUGGAGCCUGGGUGGGUAGAAGCUUUGGUAGUUGGACUUGCCUGUCACCUUCCCCUCCAACGGUGGCACAAUGGUGCCUAAAGUGUUGCCUGUUUCUAGGACCUCUCUAUCCAGCUGAAAGUCUAAAUUGGGGCUCUAAUUUUCCUUUAGAAGAUACGGCAUAAAUGCUGAUCUACAAUUCAGUUUAAUUCCUGAACUGUCUCAGUGAGACUGGCGCUACCUUGAGAGGACCAUUCCAGCUUCGAGUCCCUUGGGAGUGAUGGGGACAGGUACUCCUUGACUGGCCUGUUCUGUGUGGUGGGGUUUGGUGCUGCUGCUUUAUCAGGGGCCAGGGAUAUGGGUUCUAGAGUACCUGCCAUGACCUAACGCAUUUUCUUUUGAAGCCAUGCUCUUUGCAUAGGUUGUCAACACUCAAGUCUCUGAAGAUGGUCACAUUAGAACUCACAGUCCAGUCCCCUAGAACAAAUCCAGACUCUAGCUUUUUCUUUUGAGGGAGGAAAUUAUUUACUCCAAAUGCAUGCCCUGAGCCAGACCUCACUGCUGCACUUCCCAAGGUGCUAACAUUGCUGCUCUUUAUGCCGACUUUGUUUCCAGUGCUCUAAAACCCUACCUGCCUCUCCUGAGCACUGACCAGCUUGGCUAGACCACAGCUGACCCACCUCUUCACUCGGUCCUAGAAUGGGGCAUCAUAUCGUGCUUGCUAGAAUGUGGGACCAAAUUGGCCUCAGGUGUUAGUCCAGACUUUGGCUUUUGAGAGAAGGUUGCACUUUUUCAUAGUGUCUAUGGGGGUGUGUGGGAGGCUGCAUGUGCCAGUUGGUCUGUUUUGAGGGUGAUGAUCUAAGAGACUCGGAGCUGUCUGUGACAAGCAGUCAGAGUGGGAGGCUCUGACUUGCUCAGGACAAGCUAGGCCAGUGGUUUUCAAACUGCUUGGCAGAGCCCCGAAGUGUCUGUCCUAGGGGUUGCCUCAGGAGUCCUUAGGAAGAUGAGGGAGUGGAGGGCUGGGCAGUUUGCCCUCAAACAGAACAGCUCCCCCUUGUAGCUGUCUUAUGUAUCGGGGUUCAGGGUAAGAUUUUAUUUGUGGUAAGGGCUUUGCUGCUGAAAAAAGUUAGAAAACCACUGACUAGACCAUCAGCUCCAACUGGAGCCUGUGCUCCUCCUAGUUCAGGGAAGGCUCUCUGCUCUACCCUUCCCACGGGACACCUACCCAAGGUAGCAUUCCUGGGGCCCUUUAGCAAACAGGAGCAGCAGGAACCAGGGUCAGGUUACCAACACGCUCUGCUCGCAAGCCUUCAGCCAGGUGGAAAGAGAGGCUGUGCUAUGACAGGCUAACGGGUUGGUCUUGGUCUGGAUUCCCAGAAGCUUAGAUGGGACCACAGUGGAGAGUUGUGACCUGUUCUGCCCUUUGUUUUAAGGGCCAGUGGAAACCCAGAGACUCUUCUGUCAGGGAAAACCAGGGACUGUCUUUUAGAGCCAUAUAGUUCCUUGGGAUUAGCUCUUGGCCAAGAAGGCUGAGUAUGGCUCCCAACUUUUAAAUCCAUUUCAUUUUUUUUAAAUAAGGGAAAUGGAUAUAAUUUUUCAGAUACUAAGUAGCUGGAGAGGAUGUUCUUGCUCUCCAAAGCCCAAAGGGACAAAUAGGGACUUUGCUUAGGCCAAGGCAAGAGCGCAAGUGGGCACUCAGUCCUGCAGUGACCAGUCCUGCUCCCCACUUACACUAGGGCAUACAUAUACUAUUUUACUUUUUUAAAUCAUAAACGGCAGGAGAACAGAUUUGGUUAGUUUAGAAGAAAAGAAAAAGCUCUAUAAAUAUAAAUAUAUAUUCCUGUAUUUUUAUUUAAUAAUUUAUAAAUGCCAAGUUCAUUUGACUUUUAUUUUUGUGUAAUAUGUAAUGGUCGUAUUAAAAAUAAAUAAAGCCCAGAAAUUUAAUGAGAAGUACUGAACAGGGUUUUGUGACUUCUAUACUGUACAGCCUGGGUUUUAGAAUGUUCCUUAAGCCAGUCAUUUCUUAUGACCUUGCUAAAGGGAAUAAUUGGAGUUAUAAGGAUUUGGGAAAGAAAGUAUUGAGGUUAAAAAAAAAAGAAGAAGAAAGAAAGGAAAAAGAAAACCACACCCACCCCACCCCUGGUCAAAUACCCAAACUCUAUACCAACCCCAGCUCCCAGAAACUGUAGGCACAUAUGGUACAUCUGGAGCCCCUACCCACAACAACCACCUCCUCAAAUAUCCUAGCUUGGUGUGGUGGCAAACAACUGCAAUCCCAGUAGUCAGGUAGAGACAGGAAGGUGGGCCACCCAGGUCUACAGGGAGGUCAAGACCAACUAAGGCUUCCUGAGACCUUGCCUCUAAACAAACGGAUAGAAAGCAAAGGAUAAUUAAUGCAUGCAGGUUGGUCUUAAGUAAUAUUCUCAAAUACAAAAGCUAGGCUGUGGACUCAGCUAUGAGUUUCCUGGCAGCCGAAGCAAUCUGGAAAACUGAGGUUCAAAGCUGUCUAGUUACUCAGACGGCAGAGUUUUCUGAAAAGAUACUUAGUGACAGAAUUGAGGGCAAAUAGAAUAGUUUGUAUCUCUGUCCUUUUAGAAACACCAGGUGGGGAUCCAGAAGGUCUUAGGUUUCUCUAUCAGCCUCAUUAUAAUUUAGGCUAAUAUGGUACUUUAUAAUGGUCUGAUUACUAAGUUUUAGACUGUCCAAAGGGACAGAUGACUGUUUUCUUUAUAUAGUUCUAUGUAAAUGCAACUCAUUCAGAUGGCACUUUUAAUAAAGUUGGGCAACACUUAGUUAUAAUUUCUGACCACUGUGGGGGUAGAGAGGUUGGGUUGGGGUAGUCCUUGCUCAUGCUAUAAAUCUCUUGCACUUCAGGAGCAAGGACUUUUAAGUGUAGAUCUGGCUGGGACUACAUAUAAUCGGCUCCAAGCCACCGGGCUGCAAGGUAAGACUCAUUGUCAGGAGAAAGAACAAAACCCAAACCCUACAGUUUC